AGUUGCUCCUUAUUGUCAAAUCUGUAAAAAAUGAAAUAUUGUAUAAUUCAAACAAUAAAAAACAAAAGAAAUAGUGAGUGAUAGACAGAAAACAAAAGAAAUAGUGAGUGAUAGACAUCAACUGUCUCAUUUGCAUGUCACUGAGUUGUGCAUAUCACUGUUUUGUGAAAAAUAACCAAAACUUUAAAAUGUCAUACCUUUCUUAUUUUACAUCCAAUUUCGAUGAAAUUUUCAGCAUUAUGCUAGUUUGAUUUUUCUCUAUUUAUUCAAAUAAAAUUUUUUCUGAGGUGGACUUGACCUUUAAGGAGUGCAUUAUCAGAAUAUGGAAAUUACUUGUUUAGGGCACUUUUCGAAACUCCAUGGUCGGGCCUGAUAUCCACUUGUCAAUGGAAGUGGUCCCUGGGGGUAUAAACAGCAGUUCCAGAACCACGUUUGCGAUCGACGUUCUGAAACGACAUUUGAAAAUGCUGAUUGUGUCUUCGAAAUGGAAGCAUAAACAUCGUCUUAGAAAAUCUAUUUAGCUGCUGCAUUGUUCAUUUAGAUGAUGCUAAAAAAUGAUUUGAAAUAAUUUUUCGUGAAAUAUAAAUACAUUUGAAAUAACACAUCUGACAUGACACAGGGACUUAGUAUUGUGACAGCAUAUUAGAGGGGCCUACGAGUACUGGUUUCAUCUAAAUAUGUAUGGUACUGUAUUAUUAUGUUGCCUGUAUCACAUUCAUCUAGAAUUGAUAACCUGGGCUCAUCAUUGUAACUGAUUCCCUUUUUGUCUCACCUGCAUAGCAGAGUGAGACUAUAGGCGCCGCUUUUCCGACGGCGACGGCGGCGGCGGCGUCAACACCAAAUCUUAACCUGAGGUUAAGUUUUUGAAAUGACAGCAUAACUUAGAAAGUAUAUGGACCUAGUUCAUGAAACUUGGCCAUAAGGUUAAUCAAGUAUUACUGAACAUCCUGCCUAAGUUUCAUGUCACAUGACCAAGGUCAAAGGUCAUUUAGGGUCAAUGAACUUAGACCAUGUUGGGGGAAUCAACAUCAAAAUCUUAACCUAAGGUUAAGUUUUUGAAAUGUCAUCAUAACUUAGAAAAUAUAUGGACCUAGUUCAUGAAACUUAUACAUAAGGUUAAUCAAGUAUCACUGAACAUCCUGCAUGAGUUUCACGUCACAUGACCAAGGUCAAAGGUCAUUUAGGGUCAAAGAACUUUGGCCGAAUUGGGGGUAUCUGUUGAAUUACCAUCAUAACUUUGAAAGUUUAUGGAUCUGAUUCAUGAAACUUGGACAUAAUAGUAAUCAAGUAUUACUGAACAUCCUGUGCAAGUUUCAGGUCACAUGAUCAAGGUCAAAGGUCAUUUAGGGUCAAUGAACUUUGGCCAAAUUGGGGUAUUUGUUGAAUUACAGCCAUAAAUUUGAAAGUGUGUUGGUCUAGUUCAUAAAACUUGGACAUAAUAGUAAUCAAGUAUCACUGAACAUCCUGUGCGAGUUUCAGGUCACAUGAUCAAGGUCAAAGGUCAUGGAAGGUCAAAGAACUUUGGCCACGUUGGGGGUAUUUGUUGAAUUGCCAUCAUAUCUCUAUAAGUGUAUUGGUCUAGUUCAUAAAACGUGGAAAUAAGAGUAACCAAGUAUCACUGAACAUCUUGUGCGAGUUAUAGUAGUUUUCAAAAUCAGCACUGCUGCUAUAUUGAAUCACGUGAUGCAGGUGAGACGGCCAGAGGCAUUCCACUUGUUUAUGAAUAAAAGGUGAUUAAUGAAAACAAAUUGGGAGGUACUAUAUGUACAUUAUUGUCAUGAUUAAUUCUUUUUGUCACUGACCCUGUAUAGGAAAGCAGCAACAGUAAUAAACCAUGAUUACCUGUCAUUUGUUGUGUACUAAUAAGUAAAUAAAUUCUGUAUUUUGGACAUUAUUUUGUGUAAAAAAGGGAGAUUAAACCAUUCUAUCAUCUCAUGAUAUUAAAGAUUAAUCUGUAUCUAUAGACUUGAAACUAUGAAUAGUGUGCUGAGAGUCCUUCUUUCCCUUUAUUUCCAAAUCGAAUGACGCAAAACCCCUCUGUUAAUCAAUUGUGCAAAUAAUCAGCAUACAGGUCAGUAUCUGCUUUGUUCUGGUUAUUACAUAACAGGGUAAAGAGAAAUGAGCCCUUGAUUAGUGAUUAGCACUAAGGAGAGUGGUGUUGUUAAAGUCUAUUACAUCUCUCUGAAUCUCUUAUUUCCUCUUGAAUAUUCCCUUUAAUGAAGCACAAAUUAUAAUGAGAUCCAGAGAGUACAGAAAUGAAUGGGAGAGAAAGCGUGUAAGUGUUGGUAGUAGGCCUAUUGACUUUCAUUAUUUUGGAAAAUCUCAUACAAAAAUGCAUAUUGCAUUUUUGUAUUCAUGUCAAUUAGGGCGUGUUUAUGCUUCCACUUUUCAUAUGUGAUUGGUCCAAAACACGGUUGCGUCCAUGCUUAAUUUCAUUUAAACGACGUUCAGAACGCCUAUCGUAAAUUAAAAAAAAGGUAUGUUUCAAAACGUUUGAUCAGAAUCAGGGUUUCUGGGGAAGUACAAACAGAACCACGAUCGUAAACGUGUUUAAAUGACGCUAUUUGGUACAUGCUUCCGGUGAGAUAAAAAUACGCAGGCAAAUACAAUUAUCGCGUGGUUCUAUAACGGACUUACCUCCACGAAAUUACCUCUCAUUUCCUUGGUUCUAAUCAUGACCAAUGUACAUUUGCAAUUAUUAAGUUAAGUCUAUCACUUACUACUCAUCUAAUUUGUCAUCACGAUGUAUGUUGAGGGAUUUACAAAAAACCUGUAACAUGAGUUAUGAUGAGGAGACAUCUCUGAGCCAGUAGCAUGAACAAUUGAAUAGAUAUCUUUUUAUUUGUUAUGUGUACUUUGAUAUUCUUUAUUUUGUCUUAUUAUCCUCACCAUGGUAGAAAUUGUAUGGCUAUGUCAAGUAGCUCCAUGCAAUCUCUAAAAGAUUGGAAAUUGUUCGAAGUUUAAAUAACAACACUUGGAAGAAAAAACUGGCGCGCCCAAUUUGACCUUGCUUUUCUGCUCAACGAAAAUUAACGAUGUGAAACCUGCUGCAAAUUGCGAUUUUGCCUCUGAAAAACGAAGCAUAGACAGCACUUCCAGAAUUCCGUUUGUGAUCGGCGAUCUGAAAUUACCUUUGAAAACGCUGAUUCUUUCUCUGCAAUGGAAGCAUAAACACACCCUUAGAUGUAAAUAAAAAAAAGGAUGGGCCUGUUGCCCUAUGGUAGUUGAUUCUCUUUUACCUUUUUCUGUUCGUUAAUUAGUGAAUGUUAGAGGCCAUAUUGGACCAAUGUGAACUCAAUGGAUGCUCCUUAAUCAGUGGGAAGAAAAUACACAAGAAGAGAGGAAUUUAUUUGCUUCCAUCUCUAAAAGCUUUCAUUCAAAAGAUUUAGAUUGGAAAGGAAAAUAAAUCAUGAAUGUAAACAAGAUAGACAUUCAGUCUACAUGGGCUUCUUUUAGAAUUUGUUAUGCUCUUUCAGGGAAUGUUGGGCCAUAAAUAAGCGCCAUUAAAGCCUGAAUUUUUUUAAAGAAUCAAACAUAAUAUUGGAAAGAGAAGAAAAAAUGCAUUUUUGUCUCACCUGCAUAGCAGAGUGAGACUAUAGGCGCCGCUUUUCCGACGGCGGCGGCGGCGUCAACACCAAAUCUUAACCUGAGGUUAAGUUUUUGAAAUGACAGCAUAACUUAGAAAGUAUAUGGACCUAGUUCAUGAAACUUGGCCAUAAGGUUAAUCAAGUAUUACUGAACAUCCUGCCUGAGUUUCAUGUCACAUGACCAAGGUCAAAGGUCAUUUAGGGUCAAUGAACUUAGACCAUGUUGGGGGAAUCAACAUCAAAAUCUUAACCUAAGGUUAAGUUUUUGAAAUGUCAUCAUAACUUAGAAAAUAUAUGGACCUAGUUCAUGAAACUUGUACAUAAGGUUAAUCAAGUAUCACUGAACAUCCUGCAUGAGUUUCACGUCACAUGACCAAGGUCAAAGGUCAUUUAGGGUCAAUGAACUUUGGCCGAAUUGGGGGUAUCUGUUGAAUUACCAUCAUAUCUUUGAAAGUUUAUGGAUCUGAUUCAUGAAACUUGGACAUAAUAGUAAUCAAGUAUUACUGAACAUCCUGUGCAAGUUUCAGGUCACAUGAUCAAGGUCAAAGGUCAUUUAGGGUCAAUGAACUUUGGCCAAAUUGGGGUAUUUGUUGAAUUACAGCCAUAAAUUUGAAAGUGUGUUGGUCUAGUUCAUAAAACUUGGACAUAAUAGUAAUCAAGUAUCACUGAACAUCCUGUGCGAGUUUCAGGUCACAUGAUCAAGGUCAAAGGUCAUGUAAGGUCAAAGAACUUUGGCCACGUUGGGGGUAUUUGUUGAAUUGCCAUCAUAUCUCUAUAAGUGUAUUGGUCUAGUUCAUAAAACGUGGAAAUAAGAGUAACCAAGUAUCACUGAACAUCUUGUGCGAGUUAUAGUAGUUUUCAAAAUCAGCACUGCUGCUAUAUUGAAUCGCGUGAUGCAGGUGAGACGGCCAGAGGCAUUCCACUUGUUAAAAUUGAAUUCUGUUUGAAAGGGAUAGUCAGCCCUGAAAAUCAAGAAGCACUUAACUGUGAAAGUUUGAGCAGAUUCUAUUCAAUGCUACUUUUAGGAGCACAAGGUGGACCCAAGAUCAGGCCAGACGCAGACCUGAGAAGUGCUGAAUUAGGUAGUACAAAUGCCUGAGCUCAAAUUUCCUGCGUGGUCAAAAUCAAAGGUCUAUCGUUAAGCAAGCAAACCGAUUUGCUAGUUAUGAUUCAUUCAUUAAAACAUCAAUUUUCUUUUAUGUGUAUAUUGGAUCAUUUGCAUGUUGAUAAUAGAGUUAUUCAUUUAUAUAUCCUUAAAAAAACUGUAAUGCUUAAAACAUUAAUAACCAAACAAUGUUUCUAAAUUCCCCCAUUUUCUAUUUUAUCAUUUUUACAGGGGUUGCAAGUCCACCGUCUCAUCCCCCGCUUCCAAAAAAGCCAUCCCUUGCCCCGAAGCCAAAAGUACUUGCUGUAACAUCACAACACAACACACUCAUAGAAGGAGAGAGCAUUGAGAGCAUCUGCAGUUCUUCCUCCUCAGAUGCAAUUACCAAUGACUCCUCUCAUGUAACGCAAGAAAUACAGGUACAGGCUAGUACCCCUGAAACUUCUAAAUCCACUGGCAACCCAAGCAGGCCAACUCCAAAGCCACGGAAGACUAUCAACUUAAACGCAAAUGGCACUCCAAGUGAGGUUGCACCUAGUCCUCGACCUCGAGUGCUGCCAAAACGCAAUGCCCCUCAACGAGAAUCAGAACAAUCUACACCUGCAGAAGAGUCAUCAGUAUCCUCAUCAUCCACAUUUCUCAAUGGUAAUGAAAAAGAUGUCACUAAUAGUUCCCCUCCAAAUACUCAGGAGAGACCAAACACACCUGUCAGAAGAUUGACAUUGGGUUCGUCUGAUUUUACUCCUAAGGUGUCUCCAAGAAAUCCUAAAUGGUCUCCUGUACGAGGUCCAUUGCAACGUUCUAAUUCUUCCACAUCAGAUUAUUCUGCUUCUUCUAGCACAAUACUUGAUGUGGAUGUGGACACAAAGUCAGAUAAUCUAACACCAGACACCAAAGCUAAUGGGCAAAAUAUAUCAUUGACAGAUACACUGAUAAAAACUGAGAACAAAGAUGAAGAUGCAAGUUCCAGUGUGCCUACACAUAGACCAAAGCCAAAUGUUAGUCCCAAGAAGCCUAGUCUUGCUCUACUCUCGAAGAGAAAGACUAUGUCUUCCAUUGGUCACAUUUCUUUAGAUAAAGAUAAUGAAAAGUUACUUUCUGAGAAUGGCAAGAAAGCAGUACCUCAGCGCCCAUCUUUGCCACCAAAGAGACUUUCUGCAAUACCUAUUCAAAAUGGCUCUUCUUCCCAAUUAACUGGGAAAUCAAAAUCUCAUGCACAGGAAUUGCCAAAGGAGGAUCCUCCACAAAGUAAUGGCAAUAAAACACAAGAGCUUUCAGAAGAUGUGUCUUCCAGUAGUGAAUCAACGAACAAUAACUCUCCAGCAACCAAGGAAAGUGCUGAGCAAAAUAGUACUGUUAAAUCAACAAAAUGUGAGUCAACUUCUGCAACAAUUUCAGGAACUAACAUCAGUAAACCUGCAGAGGAUUCUAAGGCCCCUCCGAUUCUCCCCAGGAAAGCUAUCCUGCGCAAUCCUGUAGCACCACCAAGACGUGUUAAGAGUAUGUCCGAGAGUGAUCCUAACUCUGAGUUGAGUACUGAUAUGAAAAGAAAUGGAGGUUUUAAUAAUGAGAGGUCUUGCCAACAAAAGUCACUGGAGAGCCAAACAAAAUUGCAGAGCGAAGGAGAAGAGAAAACUGAAGACAAUAGUAACACCGAAAGGAGUACUCUGAAGAGAAAUAGGAGAGCUGUGAAGUCUUGUGAUCCACUAGCUUUUGAGAAUGUGAAGCCUUUCAAGGAUAAACCAAAUGUUCCUAAUGGUGAGGUUCAACAGAAAUCGAAGCCACCAAGGCCUCCUCCACCAAGUAAACCUUCAGGACUGAUUCAUCAAACAUCGCUUCAAGGGCCACCUCCUAGACCAAAACCAAUUAGAGCCAAAACCAUUGAUGUAACAUCACAUGUGAAUGAAAACUUCAAAUCAACAUCAAAUAAAACACACAAUCAAAACUCACCAUUAAGAAGCAAGAAAAUCCACCAGGUCACCUAUGAAAAGUUUGACUGUUCGGAUUGGGAAAUUGUUGAUAUAACACCCCAACAAAAGCAGAAGAUUGAUGAAAAGGGAAGAGAGAAAAUUAUUUCCAGUGAGUUCUUUGAAGAUGUGGCAGCUCAGAAGUCAAAGAGUGAUGCUGAAAUUGAACCAGAGUUAAAACAGUCCUCAUCAAAGAAAUCUAAUGAUGAACAACUACAACAACCUAAACAAUUGUCUAAAGGAGAAGAAACCAUACUGACAAAAGUAUCAGAAACUGAAAAUCAGCCAGAAGGAGAGGCAGUGUCCCAGCUAAAGCUAAGAAAGGCACGACCUCCUGUACCAGCUCAGAGAAAUUCCAUUGAGGGAAGCCCUGUCCACAAACCAUCCUCUACUUCUGUCCUUGAAGAAAAGGAUGUAAGUUUCAAUGAUGGCAACUCACAGGAGAUCAAUGGACGUCCUUUGAGCCAAGGAAGUCCUAUAAAUGGACGUUCUCCUAACUCGUCUCCGAAGAAGAUGCUGAAAGACAGGGGAAGAGGCUCCUCUCCAAGGAGACCUAGUUGUCCUCCGCCUCCUCCACCUGGUGUACCUCAACCAAAUGUUGCAACACCGCGUGCACAGUCACCAUCUCCAAAGAUAACACCAGCUCAGCCGAAGUCUCCAACUCCUUCAGAACUUUCUCCAGCCAUCAAACCAAAGAGACCAGCUCCUCCAAGACCAAAUGCUCCUCCAGUCAAAAUGUCUCCAAAUAGCCGUAGUAAUUCACCUAAGCCUGCUCUGCCCCAAAACAAUGAUGCUGAGGAAGACCAAAACAACAUUUACUCCGAAGCAAAUGUUAACUUCCAGAACAGGGAUGAUGAUGAUGAAGAUUCAGAAACAUCCAGUAGAGACCAUGACUAUGAACUUAUCCCAGAUCCCAGGAGGACACUUACCAGAAACUCGGAGCCAACCUCAUGCAGUGAUGGAGAAACAAGAAAAGAUAGCUCUAGUAGGGCGAGUGGGUACAUUGAUGAUGGAUUAUACUUAGAACCCAACCAAAGAGAAGAUGAGGAACUUAAUGAUAAUGAGUAUGUGUAUCCCGAAUUCAUGCCUGCAAAUAACAUUCCAAUCUCACCCCCUACACCCCCUCCUAACCCUGAACUAGACCCAGUUUUUACCCAAGAACACCCACCUGUGGUACCUAAAAAUCGUCUCUCGUCUGGAGCUAGGAGGAAAGCACCUCAAAAACCCAAGAGAUCUCCCAGUGUUCAAUCUGAUGCAUCUUUUGAUAGCCAUAGUUACUAUGACAUGACAGGUGGCAUGGAGCACAUUGAAAGGUAAUAAUUAUCAAGUUCAUUUAAACCUAUCUUAGUUUCUUCCACUUCUUUUCCUAUGUUGUAUUGACAUCUUGUUGAUGGAAAUUCUCUUUUGUCUUUAGGCCGACCUAUUUAUCAGGACUUUGUGGUUUUUUCAUAGAGUACCUUUACUUUUAGUGGUUAUCAUAUUAUUACAAAUGUAGCAUAUUGUUUAACUUCCUUAUUAAAGGUCAAGUCCACCCCAAAAAUGUUGAUUUUAAUCAAAAUAGCAAAAUCAAACAAGCAUAACGCAAAUUUUUUUAUCAAAAUCGAAUGUGAAAUAAGAAAGUUAACGAUAAUUUAAAGUUUCGCUUAUUUUUCACAAAACAGUUAUAAUGCACAACUCAGUGACAUGCAAAAGAGAGUGUUGAUUGUGUCCCUCACUCACAAUUUCAUUUGUAUUUUCUCGUUGGAACUAUACAAUAUUUCAAUUUUUACAGAUUUGACAAUAAGGACCAACUUGAUUGAACCGAAAAUGUUAAAACAAUGGUACUAAUACCACAUGUUCAGGCAGGAAUCAAACUUUGUUUUUCAGGAUAAUGGGAGAAAAUUUGAAUAUUUCAUAUUUCAUAUUUAACAAAAUACAAAAGAAAUAGUGAGUGAGUAAUGUCAUCAGUCCCCUCAUACCAACCAGGAUGUGACUAUAAUUGUUUUGUGAAAUUAAGCAAAACUUAAGAAUGUCAUAACUUUCUUUUUUAACAUCCGAUUUUGAUUAAAUUUUCAGUGUUAUUCUUGUUGGAUUUUUCAAUUUUAUUCAAUUCAACCUUUUAUUGGGGUGGACUUGUCCUUUAAAGAAAAUCAUUGUGACUAAAUGGUUUGAAAAGAUGACAAUUUGUUUCAAUUUUGGAAAUGGGGUCCUUCCUAUACCGUACAUUAUUUGCAACAUUAUCCCUUUACCCUUUUCUCAUGAGACAAAUUUUCCUUAAAUAUAAAUUGUUGCCCACUAGGAUGGAAUCAUUGCAUCAUAAGGGCUCUUUGAGAUGGGGAAAAGGGACACUUUUAUUUUAAUGAAUAGGCCCAGGGGGCCACUUCCAUUGACGAGUGGAUACCGUGCGUGACCAUAGGGUUUCGAAAAGCACCCGAAACAAGUAUUUUCCAUGUUCUGAAAAUGCACCCCUUAACAAGUAUUGGCAUUUGAAACUCUACCCUUCAGGAGUAUUGGAAACAAAACGGUACCCUUGACGGGUCCUUGACAAGUAUUCCCCGAAUUGAACCCCUAAACAAGUACAACGAUCACGGACAUCAGCUUACCUGUAGUUUCAUUGGGUUUAGUAUCACCCCACACACCUCGCUCAAAUUGGACCCUAAACACAUCGUGAUGGGGCAAAAAGUACAUCCUUUCAUCAUAAAUUAUUUUAGUCUUAUUAAACCCUUGUAAAUUGGACCGUAAACAGGUAGGUUUCCUCGCGAAAUAUAUACCCUUUUUAUACACUCGUCUAGACGUGACGUAUUAUGGUAUCACGCUCAGUGUCCGUCAGUUAAAUUUUCCUUGUAAACGCAAGAACUUAGUCAGUCCGCAGCCCGUCCGAAAGUUUUCUAUUUUAUUCAACGGUAUGCAUAACCGUCCGUGGUUAUGCAUACGUAAUGAGCUGUGAAGACGAACUUUUCGAUCAGUGUUUUUUGCUCUUAGAAUCGUUUAUUCCUCACAAAAUUGGUCUUAUUUUAUAGAUAAAACUUUGAAAUUUCUGAUCAGUUAAAUAAAAUGCACAUUUAACGUAUUUUGAAGACCGAUAUUUAGCUUAGAAAAAAUGAUUUUUUCAAGAAAUAUAUGUGAAUAGAUGGAGCAUAUUUUUGCAUAGAAAUCACACUUGCAUCAUUAUAAUCAAUAUAAAGCGUAGACAUUCUUCUUUA
Messenger RNA from Lytechinus pictus (painted urchin), 9841 nucleotides. Its product is annotated as serine/arginine repetitive matrix protein 1-like. The transcript has a single exon. The record is from RefSeq and is a predicted model, not a curated record. NCBI's taxonomy places the organism in Eukaryota, Metazoa, Echinodermata, Echinoidea, Temnopleuroida, Toxopneustidae. Bases 4881 to 7976 code for a protein of 1031 amino acids.